AUGCCCGCUCUAGCCGCUAUAUCCCGGGGUGAAUUCUUGCAGUUGUUCCAGCGAUGUAUGCCUCCUGGAGGAUGGCCGCACACAAUCGCGGUGGCAAACUCUGGUGGACCGGACUCUACGUGCCUGCUCUACCAUUUGGCUUCGCUACUCAAAGGCGGUCCAUCUGGUCUUCCCCAGCGAGUGGUGUCGUUCCAUAUUAAUCACCAACUGCAGACAGCAUCCGAUGACAUGGCAGAUGUCGCCGCCGGAACCGCACGAGCCUUGGGUGUCGAGCACUUCUUCUUCACGAUUCCAUGGUCGAAAAACUCGUAUCCGAGUUAUCCAGACGCGGCAAGAACUGAGUUGACCGCGCGGGGCGCGCGUGUGCGGGCGUUCUUCGACAUGAUGACUGGAGAGGGCGCCACCGCACUUGUACUUGGACACCAUGCCGACGACCAGGUCGAGACCAUGAUCAUGCGCUCUGCUCGCGGAAGCCGGCUGCAGGGUCUCGGCGGCAUGCUGCCUGUGCGGCGAUGGGGAAUGGGCGAUGUCUCAAGGGAAGAUCGACUCGGUGUCUUCGGCCUCCCAGGCAUGUCUCGAUGGAUGGUGCGACCGUUGCUCACUGUACCUAAGGACAGGAUUCUUGCCACGUGUGACCGAAAUGCUCUGCGAUAUGCCAUCGAUAAAACAAACUUCCAACCUUCUCUGACUAUGCGUAAUGCGAUCCGACACGCACUUGAUUCUCCGAGCAAGCUAACUGACAUUCGAUCAUUGCAGCCUUCCAUACUAUCGGAAACCGCAACACAGCUAUCCGUGCACCUAAGUGGGGACUUCAUGAGACUUGAAACCCGGGAUGAACUCCGAGAGUGCGCGCGGCUCCUCAGACAGCGCGUUGAAAUGCACGACACACAAGGCCAGUGCGAUCAUAUGGACAACAUCUUGGCCCGCUGUCUAAUGCCGACUUUGCCAUCCACGUUGGUGCUACCUUCGCAGUGGCUGCAAGGUGUUCCAACUGAAACGCUGGAUAUCUUAGUGUCACGCGUCCUUCGCUAUGCAUCCCGACAUCCAUGGGGCUCAAUUGUUGCGCAAGCAAGUGGAUCUCGUGCUUCAUAUCAAGCUAUCGCAGACAAUGUGACCUGGGAUGUGUCUGACACACGUCGGCGGUCGGCGUUCACUCGCGGAGGGGCAGUCUUGUUCGUACCUGGCUUCGUGGACGGGGAUGGUACCUUCCGGCAGGGGGAUAAUCAACCGCAAGACGCACGCCCCGCAUGGCGUCUGCAAGCUGCCCCGCCGAUGGAAAGCAACUCUUUGAUCAUAACAUCGCUGUUGUCUCAAUGGCGACCAGGGCAAGAGAAUCCUGCUGUGUUGUACGACAACAGAUUCCUCCUUCGCUUCAAUAUGGGCCACAUACCCCGCUACAUCCUGCACUCCCUGUCCCAGGAUGCAGUAGUUCAAAUUACGCAUGAUGGCCCAGAAUAUAGUCCGCAGGUCGUCUUGCUCACGCCCAAGUUCAAGAUAGUUGUGGCCAACUAUCGGCGCGACGUUCUGGGACUUGACCACAAAACAUCAAAGAAGUCAAAAAACCCGGUACCGAUGCCCGAACAGAAGUGGGUCCAUAUGGAGCUAGUGCGGACACUGGAGGCUUAUUGA
Molecule: messenger RNA, 1629 nt
Organism: Rhodofomes roseus
Lineage: Eukaryota; Fungi; Basidiomycota; Agaricomycetes; Polyporales; Fomitopsidaceae
Exons: 5
Coding region: 1-1629 (542 amino acids)
Biological process (GO): tRNA processing
Molecular function (GO): ATP binding; ligase activity, forming carbon-nitrogen bonds
Source: RefSeq, a predicted model, not a curated record